GUUCACGCGUGCGCGGAUGUGCGUGCAUGCGUGCGUACGUGUAUGUGUGUGCGUUUUUUUAUCUUAUUGUCAAGUAUAUUGUAACGUGAUACCACAAACUUCAGCUAAAGAAAUUGAUUGAAGAGAUUUCUAAAAACCAAUUGAGCAAAUUUGUUCUUCGUGCUAUCAUGACUACUCCUUCUCCGUUAUUCUGGCGUGCAUUAAUUAUUUUCAUUGUUUUAAGUCUGACAUUUGCUUAUGAUAAUGUCAACACAAAUAAAGGAGAAAAUUCGGAUGUUUUCGCACGGUAUCGAUUACCCAAGAAAAUUAUUCCUAUUUCCUACGACCUGUCGAUCUACACACAUCCCACUGACGUAAAUUACGAUGGUCAUGUACGAAUCAUCUUGCAAGUACUUGAGAAAACAGAUUUUAUCAUGCUGCACACGGAUGCAUUAAUAAUACAAAGAAAUGCAUCUCUAUAUGGAUCAGGUCGAUUCAUUCGGAUUUUCGGUUACAUUUACGAUGAAGAAGCACAAAUGCUUAAGAUUAAUCUCGAGCGUGCACUAGUACCUGCGAAAUACACUUUAGAAAUAUCCUUCAAAGGACGGAUCGCAGAUGACGUAUUCGGUUUUUAUGGGAGUUUGUACGAAGUUGAUGGAAAACUGAGACGAAUUAGUUUAACCCAAUUUUCGCCCACAUACGCACGUCGUGCGUUCCCUUGCAUGGACGAACCCUAUUUAAAAGCAGAAUUUCAAUUGCACAUUGGCCAUCAUAAAGAUCAAAAGGCAACGAGUAACACUCCAGUGCAAUCUGUACAGAGAAAAAAUAAUACCUAUUACGUGACUACAUUCCGUCCCACACCGCGAAUAUCUACGUACUUGGUAGGAUGGACGGUGCACAACUUUGUCCCCGAACGGUCAAGAAUUUCGGGGGAUUUUAAGAUGUGGACGAGAGACUCCAUGAGAUUUCGCGGAUCGAUGGCUUUGAAUCGCGGUCGGGCGGUCUAUUCGGCGUUGCAGACGUGGUUAUUGGUGAAGAGCCCGCUCAUAAAGGUAGAUCAAUUCGCGAUACCGGAUUUCAACUUUAACGCGAUGGAGAACUGGGGCCUCAUCACCUACAGAGAGUCCGUAGUGUUGCACGAGAACGGUACCCCGACAAAAAAAACAGUAGACGGACUGUCGACGAUGGCACACGAGUAUGCUCACAGUUGGUUCGGCAAUCUUGUGACGCCCGAAUUUUGGGACGUUGUCUGGUUGAAGGAGGGCUUUGCCACGUAUUUCCAAUAUUUCGGCGUGUCCUUAGCGGAACCGAACUUGAGAAUGAUGAAUGUAUUCGUAGUAGAUUGCCUGCAGCCAACACUUCUCGCAGAUUCCGACAAUCAUACACGCACACUGAACGGCCGAGAGGUCGGAAACCGUAGCAGCAUUAUGGCUACAUUGGAUUUUGUCUCUUACAAAAAAGGUGCAUCCGUAAUUCGCAUGAUCAAUUAUAUCAUUGGAAACAAAGCGUUUCAAUUAGGAUUACAAAAUUAUUUGCGCGGGAUGUCGUAUCAAGCGGCCACUCCGUGUGACUUGUAUCAACACUUGCAGACUGCGUUAAGUAGAUCAGGACAAUUGCGUCAGCGCAUACUUAUAAAAGAUGUCGUAGAAUCCUGGGCGAACCAGCCAGGAUAUCCUUUAGUGACUAUAACACGAAGUUACAAAACGAAGGUUGUCUCUGCUUCGCAAGAACCAUUUUAUCUGAACCGUCAAGUAGCGCAAAUAAAUUCCGAAAAAUUAGGUUGGUGGAUACCGUUAACUUUCGUUACCGAAGAAUCGAAUUCUGUAUUGGAUCGAACUACUACGGCUGCUUGGUUGAAGCCACAUGCCAACAGUACGAUAGUCGCUUCUGUCAAGUCGAAUUCCUGGGUGAUUUUCAACGUUCAACAAGUUGGAUAUUAUAGAGUCAAUUAUGAUAAAAAUAACUGGAAAAUGCUUAUCCGUCAUUUAAAGUUAAAGAAUUUGAAAAAAGUGCAUGUUAUAAACAGAGCUGCGCUUCUAGAUGACUCUUUUAAUUUAGCCAGAGCCGGUUAUGUGGAUUAUUCCAUUCCAUUUGAUCUCGCGACAUAUCUCAUUCGCGAAACCGAAUACGAACCGUGGAUCGCUGCAAAAAAUAACUUUAAUUUUCUAAAUCGUAUUUUAGUCUACUCACCGCGAGUACAACAGCUUUUUCAGAACUACGUAAAUCGCGUACUGGAACCGAUAUACAAAUUACUAAGCUUUAAAGAAAAUCUCUUAGACAGUACAAUAACGAAGCUGCAUCGUGAAUUGAUUUUAUCUACUGCAUGCUCGGUCAACAAUAUCCAUUGCUUAAAGACAUCAAAAACUUUAUUUAAAUCGUGGAUCUCGUCUGAGAAAAGCACGGUACCAGCAAAUUUCAAGAGUUUUGUAUAUUGCGUGGGCAUUCGCUCAGGUGAUGAUAAUGAUUGGUACACAGUUUGGAACAGAUUUCUACGCACUGACUUACAUACAGAACAGGAGCUUUUGCUAAAUGCACUUGGAUGUACUAAGACUCCUCGUUUAAUCGACAGAUAUCUCAAUACAUCCGUAACAUAUGAACAUAGACUUCGCAAGCAGUACAGAAUGACAAUAGUUCAUGCCGUUUUAAAUGGCAAUCCCGAAAAUGUUAAUUAUGCCAUCGAUUUUAUUAACAAUAAUUUGCAUACAAUCCUUAAAUCGAGAGGAGAAGAUUUCUUAAUUAAAAUGCUUACUGCUAUAGGCGAUACAGUUGUUUUGGAAACACAAUUAAAAAAGCUUCGCUUAUUUGUUGAUGACAACAUAAAAAACUUAGGAUCAGCAUUGAAUUCAGCAAAAAGGGCUGUAACUGUUUCUACUUCAACUAUUACAUGGACAAAUAAAUCUUUACCUGCAAUUGAAAAAGCAUUGUCAUUUAAUUGCAUGAUAUUAACAAUGAGAUUUCUGCUGCCGCUAAUGCUUGUCCUAGCGGCUUGCUGGGCAAGCAAUCCUAUUUUCGAGGAUGUAUCUCCACAAGUCAUACCAGAAGUUUUGGAUAAUUAUAGAUUACCAGAAGAAAAUGUUAAGCCUAUCGAAUAUGACAUCCAAUUGACACCGAUUUUCGAAUCAUCUGUUAAAGAUAAAGAAAGUUUUUCUUUCGAAGGAGAGUCUGUGAUUACUCUCAAAAUUGAGAAGUCCACAAAGACGAUAACGUUCCAUGCCAAGGAACUUAAGUUUCAAAAAGAUAACAUUAAACUAAUCUAUCCUAAAAAAGAUGAUGAAAAAGAUGAUAAAAAAGAUGAUAAAAAAGAUGAUAAAAAAGAUGAUAAAAAAGAAGAUGAUAAAAAAGAAGAUGAUAAAAAAGAUGAUAAAAAAGAAGAUGAUAAAAAAGAAGUUGUAUUGAUACCGAAAUUUGAGGAAAAUCUACAAAAAGACUUUGUGACACUAACUUUCGAGAAGGACCUUGAACCAGCAAAUAAUACAAAACUACAUUUGAAGUAUUCGGGAAAGUUGAAUAAUGGAACACGUGGAUUCUUCAAAGAUUUUUACCAAGAUAAAGAUAAAAAGAUAUGGCUCGCAGCAACGCAUUUUGAACCAGUAAGUGCAAGACAGGCCUUUCCAUGCUGGGAUGAACCACAGAUAAAAGCAUAUUUUACUAUCUCUAUUAUUGUUCCUGAUAAUGAAAAUAGUAAUUAUAAAGCGAUUUCAAAUACGCCUGCAAAAGAAAAAGAUGAUAAAAAGGAUGAUAAAAAGGAUGAUAAAAAGGAUGAUAAAAAGGAUGAAAAGGAUAAAAAGUUUACUUUUGAAAAGACACCAUUAAUGUCUUCUUAUCUUGUAGCUUUUGCAGUUUCGGAUUUCGCCGAUCUGAAGAAUGAUGAAAAAUAUAGGGUUUGGGCAAAACCUACAGUAGAUGAGAGCGAAAAACAAUUCGCAUACGAUUAUGGAUUAAAAACAUUGGAGGAACUGAAAGCUUUUACUGAUAUCGAUUAUUACGAAAACGUAAAAUAUGACGCAAAAAGUCAAAAUAUGAAGAAGAUGGAUCAAAUUGCAAUUCCACAUUUCUCCGGUGCUAUGGAGAAUUGGGGUCUUGUGACAUACAGAGAAUCUGGCCUUCUUAAUUCAAAGAACAAAACAACAACGGAAGCUAAGCAAAGUAUAGCAUCAGUAAUAGCGCACGAGUUCGCUCAUCAGUGGUUUGGUAAUCUGGUUACUUGUGAAUGGUGGAACCAUAUCUGGUUAAAUGAAGGAUUUGCUACCUUUUUCCAAUAUUACAUUACUGAUAAGGUUAUUCCAAAAUUGUAUGGAGAAUCUUGGCGUCUUAUGGAACAAUUUGUUAUUAAAAAUGUACAAGCAACGUCAUUCGUCGUCGAUGCAAGCAAUAAAGCUCAUGCAUUGAAUCCUAAAACCGAUAUACAAACUCCUAAUCAAAUUCGAAGCUUAUUCGAUGAUAUUUCCUACAAAAAAGGCGCUUCUAUCCUUCAUAUGAUGCAUGGAUUUUUAGGAGAUUCUUUCCAAACAGGACUUAAACAAUAUCUAACGGAUCACGCGAGCCAGUCUGUUACUUCUGACAAGCUCUUUGAUUCUAUAGAAAAAUCAUUGAAAGAAAAUAAAAAAGAAUAUUUACCGGAAGGUAAAACAUUGAAAGAAGUUAUGGGUAACUGGGUAAAGGAACCUGGGUAUCCUGUUGUCCAAGUUAAGUGGAUCAAGAAAGAUGAUAAAGAUGCAGUUAAUGUAACGCAGGAGCGAUUUUUCUUGGUAAAACCAACGAAAAAAGAUGAAACACAAUGGUACGUACCUUUCAACUAUGUAACUGAAGAGUCGCCUCUUGGAGUAAAGCCCGAGGAUAAAAAAUCUAGCUGGCUGAUACCCGGAAAAAGUAAAGUACUUGAGAAUUUAAAGAAAGACAAAUGGAUACUCUUUAAUAAAGAUCAAACAGGAUACUAUCGUGUAAAUUACGACGAUUCAAAUUGGGAGCUUCUAACGAAAUACUUGAACGGGCCGUCCUAUGCAAACAUAAGUACAACCAAUCGCGCCCAAUUGAUCGACGAUGCGUUAAAUCUCGCACGUACGGGACAUUUGAAAUACUACGUUGCAUUGAACAUCACUUCGUAUCUGAAAGAACAGGAGCAGGAUUAUAUUCCGUGGUAUGCCGCUGUCAGAGCAUUUAAUUAUCUGGAUAACGUACUACAAGGUGGAGAAAACUAUACGGCUUAUCAGAUACACGUCUCUAGUCUAAUAGAAAAUUUUGCAAACAAAGUCAAUUACACAGUCUGGGGAAAUGGCACGCAUGUAGAAAAACUUGCCAAGGUGUUGGCGCUAAAUACGGCUUGUAAAUACGGCUUAAAAGAAUGCAACGAAUUUGCUAGUGAAGAGCUCAAGAAGUGGCUGGAUAAGAAGGAUGAUGCAGAAGACAAGAAUCUCUGGUCAGACGCGAGGAGUGGAAUUCUUUGUGGCGGAUUGCGAAACGCAGACGAAGACACGUUGAAGAAGACUCUACAAAAGUACAAAGGCACCAAAGACGCGGAUGAAAAGAGGGACAUUUUGGCCGGGCUUGGUUGCAUUAAAACCGAGGAUAUUGUUGAGAAAUUCCUUAAUUCAACUUUGGAAAAAGAUUCCAGCGUCGAUGUUUUCGCCGCGAUGAAUUCAAUACUGGCUGGUAAUGUCGAAUCCUUUAACAUCCUCGAAAAAUUCAUCAAUAACAAUAUCGAAAUGAUCCAAAAAGCAGAUAACGAAGAUAACUCGUUGCUCAUUGCCCUCUUUAAUAAUCUUGCCAACAGAGUUGUAACGGCAGAUCAAUAUGCAGAGUUGGCGCUACUCGUACAUGGGCAGCUACAAGAUGUGCAGAAGGUUGAGAAGGUUGAAGGAUUAGCCGUCGCGAUACAUAAACUUGAUUGGAUCAAAACCUAUCGAGAAGACGUUAGAAAAUGGGUAUUGGAAAAUUGUAAAGAAUGCUCACAAACAGGUUCUGCAAGUUCUAUUGUUUUGACGUCGUUUAUUCUGAUUGUCUCACUGUUAAUCACACGAUUCUAUUUGAUGUUUGUGCAGAUAUUUAAAAGAAAAGUUAGUAUGGCGUUUCUGAAAGUAUUAGUAAAUAUCGGCUUAAUAUUUACCGUCGCAACAGUACUUCCUGUUCACGGAAAUUCAGAGAACGACUUGAACGCAACAGUCAAUUACCGCUUACCAGAUAACGUAGUUCCAGUGCACUACAAUAUCGAACUGAUACCACACAUGGAAGAAGAUAAUUUUACCUUUGACGGUAAAUCCCAUGUAAUCAUCGAGAUCCGUCGUGCAACACGAAACAUAAGUUUGCACGCGCUGGAUUUGACGAUAAAUGAAACAGCGACGUCAUUGAUUAGCAGCGAAGUUCACGUACCGACAAUGCAUAAUUAUGACAAUGAAACAGAAAUCUUAACUCUUCACUUCGAUGAUGAGCUACCCUCGGGAAUUUACAGUCUAAAUAUACAAUUUGUCGGUAUUUUAAACGAUGAUUUACAUGGAUUUUUCAGAACAUCGUACAUCGAUGAGAAAAGGGGAAAAAUGUGGUUGGCUGCAACGCAUUUUGAGGCGUGCGAAGCGCGACGAGCAUUUCCAUGUUGGGACGAACCGGCAUUAAAAGCCACUUUCAAUAUUUCCAUAAAACAUCAUCAAAACUACAAAGCUAUGUCAAAUAUGCCGAUAUGGUAUCAAUCAAAUGACGAAGAUAACAUGAUGUGGACACACUUUCUCACGACUCCUGUUAUGUCCACGUAUCUCGUAGCGUUUGUAAUCGCCGAUUAUGUUCGUGUUCCUAAUGCAGAUGGAACGGUCAAUAUGUGGUGCAGGUCGACAUUGGCUCCGCACUCAAAAUUUGCACAAGAAGUUGCUCAAAAGGCUAGGGAUAUAUUAACAGAAUAUACUAACAGCACCGACAAAGUUCCGAAAAUGGAUCAUGUAGCAGUUCCGCAAUUAUCAUCUGCAGGUGCCAUGGAAAAUUGGGGACUUAUAAUUUACACGGAAACAUCUUUUACAUACAAUGAUAAAAAAGAUAGUUUGUAUCGUAAACGACGAAUAGCGAUGACAGCAGCUCACGAAAUGGCGCAUCAAUGGUUUGGUAAUACAGUUAGCCCGUUAUGGUGGUCUCAUGUGUGGCUAAACGAGGGAUUCGCGUCAUUCUUCGCAGAGUAUAUUCUUAAUGAGAUUUUUCAAGAAGAACGAAUAAUGGAUUCCUUUGUUAUCAAUAUUCAGCAAUUAGCCCUUGAAAGAGAUAUUGCUAAAAAUAUGAAACCUAUUACAUUUGAAGUCAAUACCCGCAAAGAAAUUAAUACACUUUUUACUUAUGCCGCUUACGGCAAGGCACCCGCUAUACUGCGCAUGCUACAACAUACUAUUACCGCUGAAGUAUUUCGAAAAGGUAUCAUUAAAUAUUUACAUAAACAUGAAUUCAGUUCAGUUACUUCUGAUGACUUAUGGAACGCUUUGCAAACAGCUCUCGACGAAUCAGAUAUUCCACAUAAUACCUAUAGAUUGAAAGAGGUAAUGGAUACCUGGUUGAAACAAAGGCAUUAUCCUUUGGUGCGUGUGACACGAAACUACAACACCAAUGAAACAAUAAUAACACAAGAACAUUACUAUCCAAAAAGAGAAAAUCAUAGCGUCGAUAGUGAUAAAUGGUGGAUUCCUGUAACUUUUACUACAGAAUCAAAUCCCGAUUUCUCUAAUACUUUGCCCACUCAUUGGCUAAAACCACAAGAUGAAAAUAUAAACAUUGAGGGAGUCGAUUCGAAUGACUGGAUCAUAGUUAACAUACAACAAAUGGGAUACUAUCGCGUUAAUUAUGAUGAUUCGAAUUGGCGCAAACUUGCAAACUAUCUCAAUUCUGACAAUUAUACAAAAAUACAUGUGCUUAAUCGAGUUCAAAUCAUUGAUGAUGCUUAUCACCUUAUGAAAGCAGAGCAACUCGAUAUCGAGAUAUUUCUAGAACUCGCAAGUUAUCUGCCUCAAGAUACAGAUCCUUUAGCAUUACAUUUAAUGUUUAAUUUAUUAAGGGAAAUGGAGGAACUGUUCAAAAUCCCAGAAAUGAAUAAUUUUAAGCAAUACAUAUUACAUAUUUUGGAUGAACAUAUUAAAAGUGUGGGAUAUGAAGAAGAUCCUGCUGAAAAUGAUCUUACAAAGCUUAAAAGAUAUUAUACUUUAAAGUGGGCGUGUAGUUUAGGUCACUCUGAGUGCAAGAGGAUGGCUAAUAUUAAAUUAAAUGAAAUUCUCGAAAACCCUGAAAAAGUAGACAGAAUGUCUUGGGAGUUAAGAGAAUGGACGUACAGUUACGGUAUAAUAGAAGCCAACGCCUUUACUUGGAAUAAAUUAUUGGAUACAUAUCUCAUCAAUCAAGACACAGAAAUAUUAGACUACUUGACUUCAUCUGAAAAUUUUAAUAUCCUGAUUAGUUUAAUAAAUAUGAAUGCUUUAAAUAAUUCAAUAUUACAAAACAAUUACCAUUACAUAAUUUCAAACAUUAUUAGCAAACAUUUAGACAAAGACGUAGUAUUUGACUACAUUUUAGCAAAUUUAGAAAAAAUAAGUGAAGACAUUAAACAGAUUUCUUCAGAAGAAAAGGGAAUGUUAAAUUAUAAUAUUAUUGCUAACACAUAUUCCCAGGAACAACUAAACAAGAUAACCGAUUUUAUAAAAAGUAAAUUUAAAAAAGAAUCAUUAAAACAUUUGCAAGAAGCGAUAGAAGAUCAAAAAUCCAGGCUGACAAAAUUAACUGGCAUAGCUAAAAAAAUAUUUGUAAUAAAAGGAGGCAAAACUGUAAAACAAUCAUAAUCAGCCAAAAGAGUAUAAGUAUAUAUAAUAUAUAUAUAUAUAUAUGUAUGUAUUAUAUGUAUAUAUUUUUAUAUGUUUAUACACGGAAAAAUUCUAUAGUACAAAUUACUGUGGUAAGCAGUAAAUACAAACCAAGAAAGGAAGUAUAAAGAUUUUUAUUGUUUUUUUAUCAAAUUAUAUACUAUAAUAGUUACAUUACUUAUUGUAUAAUUUGUUUGAAAUUAUUCCUUAUAAUCUGUGCAAUUACAGUACAUAAUAAUUUUUAAUAUAAAAAUUUUUUUUAUAUA
Monomorium pharaonis (pharaoh ant) is the source of this 9058-nucleotide messenger RNA. RefSeq lists its product as uncharacterized. The transcript is spliced from 32 exons. Bases 168 to 8771 code for a protein of 2867 amino acids. Gene Ontology annotation, cellular component: cytoplasm. The record is from RefSeq and is a predicted model, not a curated record. Gene Ontology annotation, biological process: peptide catabolic process; proteolysis. Lineage: Eukaryota; Metazoa; Arthropoda; Insecta; Hymenoptera; Formicidae. Gene Ontology annotation, molecular function: peptide binding; zinc ion binding; metalloaminopeptidase activity.